AAUAAAUUAAAUAAAAUGUAAGAACGAUUUAAAGAGGCCUUGCUCUCACCUUAAUUUAAAGAUUAAGAGUAUGAUCUCUCCACUUAAGAGUGCCGAAAAUUCUCAAGCGCAUGCGCUGCUGAAUUCAACACUCCUGAAACAAAAUACAGAUCUACAAUAGGCACCAAUAGAAUGGAUAUAUCUAAGGAUGCAAAUUCGUUGCAUUUUAGGAACAGAACAGCCAAAUUUGAUGACGAAUAAAAUCAAUUAUAUUUAGAAAUAAAGAAUUUAUAUGAAAAGAGAUAGUUUGACAUUCCAACUCUCGUGGAACCAAAAAUCUUAUUUAAGACAGAAACUGUUCCCGCUAGAUUUAUGUACAUUUUUAUUAUCAUAGAAAUUUAAUCAUAGCAUCAAGAGAAAAAAAAAUGAACCAAAAUAAAAAUCACAAUUUAAUGAUUAAGUUUUGAUAGACAAAAUGCACUAAGC
This is a messenger RNA of Paramecium octaurelia, 465 nucleotides long. NCBI's taxonomy places the organism in Eukaryota, Ciliophora, Oligohymenophorea, Peniculida, Parameciidae. The record is from the annotation of a GenBank genome assembly.